AUGCUAAGGCAGAUGGAAAAUAAGGAGGUGCUUGGUGACAGCCAACAUGGCUUCAAUAAGCGUAGAUCGUACCUAACAAAUCUGGUGGCCUUCUGUGUUGGGGUUAGAGCAUUGGUGGAUAGGGGAAGAGUAAUCAUCUACCUGGUCAUCUACCUGGACUUGUGCAAAGCGUUUGAUACUGUCCCCCAUGAUAUUCUUGACUCUAAAUUGAAGAGAUAUGGAUAUGAUGGGCAGACCACUCAGUGGGUAAGGAAUUGGCUGGAUGGUUGCACUCAUAGAGCUGGUCAACGGCUCAAAGUCCAAGUGAAAAUCAAUCUGCUGCCAGAGGAGCUACCAGCACUGUUCCAGUCUUGCAAGUCCCAUAUGUUAAAAGUUACUUUGCUGUGCUUCAGGAGAUGCCUACUAUUGGCACUGUCUUCAAGUUUACUCUGGAACACAUUUGGCUUGACUACAGCUAUGGACACGAAACCCAACAUAGUUUUGUUUCUGGCUGACGAUCUUGGCAUUGGAGAUGUAGGAUGUUAUGGGAACAAUACCAUAAGGACCCCAAACACUGACCACCUGGCAAGAGGAGUGAAGCUUACUCAGCACAUUGCCGCAGCUCCGCUCCGCACUCCCAGCAGAGCAGCGUUUCUCACUGGCAGAUACCCCAUCAGAUCAGGGAUGGCUUCCAGCAAUCGGUACCGAGUGCUGCAGUGGAAUGCUGGAUCAGGAGGGCUCCCAACAAAUGAAACAACUUUUGCCAAGCUUCUACAGCAACAAGGCUAUACUACCAGGCUGAUAAGAAAGUGGCAUCAAGGUGUAAACUGUGAAUCCUUCAAUGAUCAUUGUCACCACCCUCUCAAUCAUGGUUUUGACUACUUUUAUGACAUGCCUUUCACAUUUCUGAACAAUUGUCAAGAAAACAAACCUCCAGAGCUGGAUGUAGCCCUUCAAGCUAAACUUUGGCUUUACAGUCAGACAGUCAUUGCUGUGAUCACUCUUACUACUGGAAAACUGACUGGUUUGAUUUCCAUCCGCUGGAAGAUAAUUGCCUGUUUUACUGUGGUGGAUUGCCUUUUCUUCAUUUCACGGUACUCUAUUUAUGGGUUUGUGCAGCGCUGGAAUUGUAUCCUGAUGAGAAACCAUGAUGUCACUGAGCAGCCGAUGAGAUUAGAGAGGACUGCUUCCCUCAUGCUGAAAGAGGCAGUGUCAUUUAUCAAAAGAAACAGGUAUGGACCAUUCCUUCUCUUUAUUUCAUUUCUACACAUUCGCAGACCUCUCUUCACCACAGCAAAAUUUCUUGGGAAAAGCCAUCAUGGUUUAUAUGGAGACUAUGUAGAAGAAAUGGACUGGAUGGUGGGCAAAAUUCUGGAUUCACUUGACAAGGAAGGUUUGGAAAAUCAUACGUUCACAUACUUUGCCUCUGAUCAUGGAGGACACUUGGAAGCUCAGGAUGGCUCUGCCCAGCUAGGUGGCUGGAAUGGUAUUUAUAAAGGGAGAAAAGGCAUGGGAGGCUGAGAAGGAGGGAUUCAUGUGCCAGGAGUAUUCAGAUGGCCAGGAGUGUUACCUGCAGGCACAGUUAUCGAUGAACAUACAAGUCUGAUGGAUAUUUAUCCCACAGUUGUUCAUCUGGCUGGAGGAAUAUUGCCACAGGACAGGGUGACUGAUGGAUGAAACUUGAUGCCUUUACUGCAAGAAAGAACUCAAAGGUCAGAGCAGGAGUUCCUGUUUCAUUAUUGUGGGUCCUACCUGCAUGCAGUGCAGUGGCACCAAAAGGACAGUGGAGCCAUCUGGAAGGCUCAUUAUGUGACCCCAGUCUUUCAUCCACUUGGGGCUGGGGCUUGCUAUGGAAAAGGAUUUUGUCCGUGUUUUGGGGAAGACGUGACCCAUCAUGAGCCUCCGUUGCUGUUUGACCUCUCACAAGACCCUUCUGAAGCCAAACCUCUGUCAGCUGACACCGAGCCCCUCUUUGACACUGUGAUAGAGCGGAUUGGGAGAGCCAUAGAAGAGCACUGCAGGACACUGACUCCAGUACCAGAGCAGCUCUCCCUGUACAAUGUCGUCUGGAAGCCGUGGCUGCAGCCCUGCUGUGGGACAUUCCCUUUCUGUUGGUGUGAUAAGGAAGGUGGCCGCACACUAAAUUUGUGAGAUGAGUGUUUGGUAACAUGUCCUGAGGCACUAAGUCCUCUGCUAAACAAGCUUUCAGAAAAUAUUCAGGUCUUUCCACUGUCUGGCAAACAAAAUGGAUGAAAAUAAAGAGAAGUAAUGUUGAGUAGAGAUUUUCCCCUUUAUUCUUCACCACUAGCCAGAAGUCUAAAGGAAAUCCUGUCUUUUGUGGUAAAGGAAUUGAACAGAUGAAUACUGUGGGGUUUU
Molecule: messenger RNA, 2355 nt
Organism: Oxyura jamaicensis (ruddy duck)
Lineage: Eukaryota; Metazoa; Chordata; Aves; Anseriformes; Anatidae
Product: arylsulfatase D-like
Molecular function (GO): arylsulfatase activity
Source: RefSeq, a predicted model, not a curated record